AGCCAUGACCAUGCUUCCACUAACACAUAGAGAUCGCGGAAGUUUCGUCUACCGCAUUAAAGAGACACUGAACAGUUGGAAACGUUUAAUAUUCUCGGAUAAAAAUUCUAGGAACUUAUUUCUGUUCCUUAUGUUAAAUUUAAGUUUUGCAUUUGUUGAACUGUUCUACGGCAUAUUGACCAAUAGUUUGGGUCUUAUAUCGGAUUCAUUUCACAUGUUCUUUGACUGUACGGGCUUGUUGGCGGGUCUGGCAGCAUCAGUGAUUACCAAAUGGAAGGCUAAUGAACGUUUCUCUUAUGGCUAUGUGAGAGCAGAAGUAUUGGCUGGUUUUGUUAAUAGCCUGUUUCUAAUAUUUGUAGCAUUCUUUAUAUUGUCCGAGGGCGUAGAACGUCUGAUAGAACCACCAGAAGUUAAGCAUGAACGUCUGUUUGUGGUAUCUGUAUUGGGCUUAUUAGUCAAUUUGGUUGGCAUUUACGCCUUCAAUCAUGGCGGUGGCCAUGGACACUCUCAUGGUGGUGGUGGCCAUGGGCAUUCGCAUGGUGGCGGUGGUCAUGGACAUUCUCAUGGUGGCAGUAGUAGUCAUUUAUUGGAUUCAAAUGGUCAUCAUGCUAUAUCAAUGGAUGAUGGACAUGGCCACUCACAUUCCCAUGGUCAUUCACAUGGCGAUGACCUAUCCGGAAAUGGCAGUAAUUCACAAAUUAUGCGUGGUGUCUUCCUACACAUUUUAGCUGAUACGCUCGGUUCCGUUGGUGUCAUUAUAUCGGCAGUAUUAAUGCAUUUAUUCGGUUGGAUGAUUGCCGAUCCAAUUUGUUCGAUUUUCAUUUCAGUGCUCAUUGUAUUGUCCGUGAUGAGUCUGAUUAAGGAAUCAAUAUAUGUGCUAAUGCAACGUCAACCGGUUGCCUUAGAUCGUCUACUACCUCAGUGCUACCAAAAGGUUACCGGCUUGGCUGGCGUGUAUGCGGUGCAAGAACCACACUUUUGGACGUUAUGCUCCGAUACUUAUGUUGGAGCUAUAAAAUUAGAAGUAUCUAAAAAUAUUGAUCCCAAAUAUGUUGUUACACAUGCUCGUAUGAUUUUCGAAUCAAUCGGUGUUAAACAGGUCUACAUACAACUAGAUUUUGUGUGAUAAUUUUCUAUACCAAUUUGUACAUAAGC
Musca vetustissima is the source of this 1155-nucleotide messenger RNA. It is a transcript of the gene ZnT86D, whose product is annotated as zinc transporter 7-A. The record is from RefSeq and is a predicted model, not a curated record. Gene Ontology annotation, cellular component: Golgi apparatus; membrane. NCBI's taxonomy places the organism in Eukaryota, Metazoa, Arthropoda, Insecta, Diptera, Muscidae. Gene Ontology annotation, biological process: transmembrane transport; zinc ion transport; intracellular zinc ion homeostasis. The transcript is spliced from 3 exons. Gene Ontology annotation, molecular function: zinc ion transmembrane transporter activity. Bases 5 to 1126 code for a protein of 373 amino acids.